CACGGAGGCUCCCACACGUGCUCGAUAAUGCAGGAAAGAUGCGAAGGAUGGAGAAGUAAUCAUAUCAUAUUCUCUAUAUCACUCUAACUAAGUAUACGUACAUCCGGGAUCUUCAUUUGGUGUAAUUGACCCACUUUUCGACAAAAAGUAGCAGACGAACUAAAGUUGAUUUUGUGAAAGUUUUUAAAAAUGUCCGAGGACCAACCCGUCUUCGUCCAACUAAGGAGAAAGGAUCCUUCUGUACAGUGGGGAUUUCGUAUGAAUGGAGGAAGAGAUCAGGGAUCUAUAUUAUAUAUUCAGAAACUAUCACGUAAUGGCGUGGGAGACCGAAGUGGCUUACGACCGGGGGACGGAAUUCUAAAAAUAAAUAAUGUACCAGCAACGUAUCUAGACCAUGAACAAGCUAAAAUGGAAAUUAUCAGAAGUGGAAAUGAAUUAGAUUUUGUGGUGCAAAGAGAUGCCAUAGACGUAGGUCAACAUAGAGGAGCACAAACUAAACCAGCACCAAAACAACGUUCUGAAGUUGAUGAGGAACCCUCGAUGUAUAAGGGAUACACUAACCCUAAUGUACAGUCUAGAUCAUUUAAAAUAUUGCAACAAUCAUUAAAUUAUUCAGAAGCACCACAAGAUGGACCUGCCAGUGAAGCUGGACAAAUGAAAUUGAUGACAAUGUCUGACUUCAUGUAUUCUACAGGAAAGACUGAUUGAGCAACCAUGAUAGCGUCAUUUCUUUAUAUUUCAAAGUUGUUUCGUUUUUAUUUACAUUCCUCUGUUCUUCCUAUGAUGUCAUGUUCGUCUACACAGAAUUUUCUAUUUUUUGGCCUCGAUUGGUUUGAGAGGGCUGCCUUCGACAAAAAAGAAUCAGAUUGAAUAGGAGCAUUUUUGCAGCCAUACCUAUCCAGGUUAUUAUAAGAGGAGGAGAUUAUAAAACACUCAUCAUCUAGACUAAAUGUGAUGCACCAUUCCUAAAACUUGUAGUGAUGGAAAGUAGUUUGUUUGCAGGCAGUUCUUUUAGUAGAUAAAAUUAGUUAU
Messenger RNA from Mytilus trossulus (common blue mussel), 1032 nucleotides. Its product is annotated as PDZ and LIM domain protein 2-like. The transcript is spliced from 5 exons. Gene Ontology annotation, molecular function: muscle alpha-actinin binding; actin binding. The coding region runs from base 190 to 708 and encodes 172 amino acids. Gene Ontology annotation, cellular component: Z disc; filamentous actin; adherens junction. The record is from RefSeq and is a predicted model, not a curated record. Gene Ontology annotation, biological process: muscle structure development; actin cytoskeleton organization. NCBI's taxonomy places the organism in Eukaryota, Metazoa, Mollusca, Bivalvia, Mytilida, Mytilidae.